AUGGUUGGAUCCUCCAUACUGUCAAGGCCAGCCCUCACAUCGCUCUCGAAUCGCGCUGCUUGUAGCAGCGCUUUUAGCUGUCGCUGGUACACGUCGUCGCCGGCACGACAAGCGGCAGAGAGCCUUUCUACCCCCCGGCUUCCUUUUCGAUUCGAAACGGGGGUUGGCCUAUUUGCGAAGCGGGCGCCACGUCCAUUUCCCCCACCAUUCACGUCACCACCUUCCGGCUCCUUCUCGGAUGCCCUUAGCACACAUCGGCCGUUGGUCAACGGCGAGCUAAUCCAGGGCGAAACAAACGGCGACGAUGCCAUCUACAAAAGCGACUACUUUAUCUGCACAAACGAUGGCGUCGGCGCCUGGGCAGCCCGCCCUCGAGGGCACGCCGGCUUAUGGUCUAGACUAGUGCUGCAUUUCUGGUCUAGAGCAGUAGAGGAAAAUCUCGCCAAGUUGGCCAGUGCCCCAGAACCCUCAGAACCCGAUCCCAUUUCAACACUCCAGGACGCCUACGAUAAGACGCUAGAGGCCACAGUGGAGCAUGACUGGCAAGGGACUACCACAGCUUGCGGCGCGCAGCUUCACUACAAACUGGUUGGCGAUAAGCAGGCAGCCCCUGUUCUCUACGUUACAAAUCUAGGCGAUUGCCAAGUUAUGGUCAUCCGCCCAAGCGACCAGUCAAUUGUCUACAAAACAACAGAACAAUGGCAUUGGUUCGAUUGCCCGCGACAGCUCGGCACUAACAGCCCGGACACGCCCAAGAAGAGCGCUGUCAUGGACAAGGUCGACCUUCAAGUGGGCGAUGUAGUCCUUGCCAUGAGCGACGGCGUCAUUGAUAAUCUGUGGGAACAUGAGAUUGUCGACAUUAUUAUGCAGAGCAUCCGCGCCUGGGAAGCAGGCAAAGGCUCUGGCGCAUCCGCUAUAAGGACAGGCGGCAGAAACGGAGGCAUGGAAGUAGCUGCACGAGAGCUCAUGGCAGCUGCCCAAGAAAUUGCCACGGAUCCAUUCGCAGAGAGCCCUUACAUGGAGCAUGCUAUUGAAGAAGGCUUAGCCAGUGAAGGAGGCAAACUCGAUGAUAUUAGUGUUGUUGCAGCUUUAUGCGUGGAAAAUGACCUCGCUUCAGCUUGCUAA
This is a messenger RNA of [Torrubiella] hemipterigena, 1125 nucleotides long. NCBI's taxonomy places the organism in Eukaryota, Fungi, Ascomycota, Sordariomycetes, Hypocreales, Clavicipitaceae. The record is from the annotation of a GenBank genome assembly.